Molecule: messenger RNA, 712 nt
Organism: Mya arenaria
Lineage: Eukaryota; Metazoa; Mollusca; Bivalvia; Myida; Myidae
Exons: 4
Coding region: 1-468 (155 amino acids)
Source: RefSeq, a predicted model, not a curated record
AUGGAGUUACCAGACAUAAACCAGUUGUUAGAUGAAAAUGAGUCUGAUGAUGAAGCGUCGGAGGAAAGAGGUCUUGUUCCCUUCGAGACUGAGACUAGCGAGGCAGUAUAUUCUCAGACGGAGACUAGCGAGGCAGUUGAAGGUCCUGAUCCUAUAGAAACUGAGACAAGCAAGUCGGUUGUUGAUCCUGAUCCCAUAGAGACCGUGGCAGUUGACUCUCAGACCGAGACUAGUGUUGAAACUGAUCCUGCAACAUCUAGUGGAAAACGGGGGGAAAAGAGACCUUGGACAAAAAGUGCUGAGGAAUUUUUGAGAAGAGCUUUCAAAAGUUACCUCACCAGAAAAGCAGCUAGUGUCCACAAUACAGACAUAAUCAUGGCUCAAAACACAUGUGCCGAAUUAUCUGAAAGAUCAAAGGCUCAAAUAAGGUCCAAGUUAAACAACAUGAAGUUGGGGAAAUCAAAAUAAUCUCCUGUGUUACAGAGGAACUGGAGAACAUGACUGUUCCAUCUUUAGAUGAUGUUUGUGCAACUUUAAAGUGUUGCUUUCUGACAAUGAAGCGUAGCUUUAAACGAUUUUUUAUAGAAAAUGAUUUUCGUAAGGUGUUUAUGUGGUCGUUAAUUAAUGCUGAUGAUUCGUGGUUCGAUCUGUGAAUCGUCAUCUCUGACUCGUGGAUCGAAUCGGAUCGCCACUUGACCGGCGAUCCACAGCC